Molecule: messenger RNA, 7131 nt
Organism: Pangasianodon hypophthalmus (striped catfish)
Lineage: Eukaryota; Metazoa; Chordata; Actinopteri; Siluriformes; Pangasiidae
Gene: cds2
Product: CDP-diacylglycerol synthase (phosphatidate cytidylyltransferase) 2
Exons: 8
Coding region: 31-831 (266 amino acids)
Cellular component (GO): endoplasmic reticulum membrane
Molecular function (GO): phosphatidate cytidylyltransferase activity
Source: RefSeq, a predicted model, not a curated record
UGUGUGUGUGUGUGUGUUGCAGGGUUCUGCAUGUUCGUAUUGAGCCUGGUGAAGAAGCACUACCGGCUGCAGUUCUACAUGUUCGGCUGGACCCACGUGACUCUGCUGAUCGUGGUCACUCAGUCACACCUCAUCAUCCACAACCUGUUUGAAGGCAUGAUCUGGUUCAUCGUACCCAUCUCCUGCGUGAUCUGUAAUGACAUCAUGGCCUACAUGUUUGGAUUCUUCUUCGGCCGAACGCCUCUCAUCAAGCUGUCUCCUAAGAAGACGUGGGAAGGAUUUAUUGGGGGCUUUUUCUCCACCAUAGUGUUCGGGAUCAUGUUGUCCUAUGUGAUGGCAGGUUAUCGUUACUUUGUGUGUCCAGUGGAGUUUAAUAACGACUCGAACAGCUUCACGGUGGACUGCGAGCCGUCAGAGCUCUUCCAGCUGCAGGACUACACACUGCCCUCUGUCCUGCAGUCCUUCACUGGCUGGACCACGGUGAAGCUCUACCCGUUCCAGAUCCACAGCAUCGCUCUGUCCAGCUUCGCCUCCAUCAUGGGUCCGUUCGGAGGAUUCUUCGCCAGCGGGUUCAAGAGGGCCUUCAAGAUUAAGGACUUCGCCAACACCAUUCCUGGUCACGGAGGAAUUAUGGACCGCUUCGACUGUCAGUACCUCAUGGCCACCUUCGUCAACGUUUACAUCGCCAGCUUCAUCAGAGGUCCGAACCCGACUAAAGUGAUCCAGCAGUUGCUGGCGCUGAGACCGGACCAGCAGCUGUACAUCUACAACUCUCUGAAAGCCCACCUCACUGAGAGAGGCCUGCUGGGUGCGCUGGAGGAGGCAGCCUAGACCCUGAAGCUGCGCUGAACCAGACGGAGCCCUGAGAGCCGGAGAGAGACCGAGAGAGAGAGAGAGAGAGAGAGAGAGAGAGCAGGAGAGUCACGGGGUCAUGGGGUCAUGGGGUCAUGGGGUCGACCUGGAGCAGGAGCUGUGUGGAGGUGGGAGACACGAAGAUCCAGAUCAGGAAAAAGGAAAAAAAAAAAAAAACUAAACUAAAGCCUUGGGUCAUUCCAUUUUCUGUGUGUGUGUGUGUGUGUGCUAAGAAAGAGAGUGUGUGUGUGUGUGUGUGUGUGUUAGCAUUUAGUCAGUGUUUAUUAUUACUAUUUUUUUUGGCAAGUAAUAUACUGUAUGUUCUUUCUUUUAUACCAGAUAAGAUAAAUAUUAUACACAGAGUGACACGUCCUGCAUUUUCUUCCAUUGUGAGUCACACACGUGUGUAAAGUGUAUCUAUUAUCUGUAUUGUGAAUAUUUUAGGGUAUAUAUAUAUAUAUAUAUAUAUAUAUAUAUAUAUAUCUAUAUAUAUGUCUAUUAUGUUAUAUAUUAUAUGAUAUUAUAAUGAUUAUAAUUCUAAUUAGGGUGCAGAUGUUGUAUUUUAUUUGGUUUUUAAUGCACUGCUCUGCUCGCCGCACUGUUAAUUCAACCUCAGCUUCAGUUUUAUGUCCUUUAUGAUCAUGUCCAGGGGAAAAGACGCAGCUUUGGUUGCUUUUGUUUCCCUCCGGAUCAUUUCGGGAGUCAUUUUUCAUAAAGACGUUAAUCAGAUAAUGAGGAAUUUUAAUUUAAGUGAUAAAGAUUUAAAAGAACAAAAACAUUUACAUAUAGUAGAUAAAUCGAGACAUGUUUGGUGUCUGACGUUUCUGUAGCUAACGUGUAAUAAGUGAGGAAUAAAACACGACAGAACGCGAUGUGAUAGGAAACUAAUCCACAGCUGGGUGGUGUGAUGUCAUUACCACCUCGAAGUUGAUUAUUUUCCUGUAACUGCAUGUACCAAAGUGUUUUAUUCCUCUUAUACGACAGCAGUUCGACAACCAUCGCAGUUUUUAAUCUAUUCAUGUACGACACGUCGUACGUUUUAAACAAGUCCAUUCCUGUUCUCACUGACGUUAUAGCAGCUAUAAAACGGUCGUUUCCUCACCAGCCUUUCUUUAUUCUCUCUCUUUAUUCUCCCUUUUUUUCUCUCUCUCUUUUUUCUCUCUCUCUCUCUCUGUUUUUUUCUCUGUCUUGAAAUUAAUAAGACAAAAAUAACAAGGAAAUAAAACGGCAGCUCGUCAUGUUACUGAGAAACCGUCAGAAAACUUAGUUACAGCUUUACCUCUGACUGUUACAAAGCGCUGACGCUGGAGACUCCUUCCAUAAAUGUUACAUCAACACAUUUCUCCUUACAGAAAACUUCACAUAUCAAUGAUUUCACUUUUUUUUGCAGUUUAUGUGGAGUGAUUUUUCCGUAUGAAUCACACACUCACUUCAUAAGUGAAUCAUUUGGAUCGGUAACACCAUUUGUACUCCAAAUUUUUUUUAAAAAACGCGAAUGGUCCAAAUCACUUCCGUGUUUAAUCUAUUAUAAUAAUAAUAAUAAUAAUAAUAAUAAUAAGCAGAGUGACAUCACAAACCACAGGCUGAGGAAGAAAGAGAUUUCAACAGUUUUUAAGCUUCAUUUUGAGCAUCUUUACAGAUAAUCUGGUGCCCAAAAUCUUCCCCAUUGUGUUCUUUCUUCUGCAACAAAUCGAACUUCAGACACCAAACAUGUCUUGCUGUUGAUUAUAUCCUGUUAAAUGAAUAUAAAGUGUCCUCAAUAGAUACUUUUUUUUUUUUUUAAGGUAUUUUUAGUAGUAGAUGCACUGCUUGUGUGCUGUGCUCUUCAUCUGGACGUGUUCAGUAUUAGCUUAGCGCUCCGAUAAUCACUGAGUUUGCCAUGAACAGGAAUGUCCUCGUUUUUUUUUUUGUUUUUUGUUUUGUUUGUUUUUUGUUUUUUUGUUUUUUUGCUUUGUUCCUUGUGCCCUUCCAUGUGUCGCAUUUUAUCGUUACAGCCGCCGGUGUGUGAUGCGGUCGAGUAGGUCACAUGAUGUUUUUGUGUUUACUUGUGUUACUUGUGUCAGUGAUCCACGUAGACACUGUUUUUAAUGUCCUGGAGGGAAAAAAAAGCUACAGUUCAGGUCAGCAGUGCAAUAACACAUCACUGAAAGCUGUACUUCUGUACUUCUGUACCUCACAUCUCUCAUUUUAUUGUUUUUUUUUUUUUUUUUCUCACAAAGCCAUUUUCUUCAUGUGUCUGUGCUGUUGUCCACAAUAUCUAACAUUUCUCUAACGUUUCUGUCAUGUGUCCGUUUCACUCCUGUUCCAUUUUCAACAUGGAUCUUAUUUCCGUUGUAGCGAUUGUGAGGAAUGUCGGUGUAAGUCCCGCUCAUUAACAUGCGCCGUUCUGUAACCUGAUUGGCUGAGCCCUGUGUCAUAAACAUGUAACCUGAUUGGAUUAAAUUCUUGAUUAUCUAAAGUAUCAUGAUAAAGUUGUCGCAAUCACGGAACGCGACCGGCUAAAAUGUUUUCACGUUCACGGCAACGUGAGUGGCUACGUUCUCUGUCAUGAACAUUGUUUGUUGGGAAAAAAAUUAUUCGUUAACCAAAAAAAAAAAGUUUUUUUUUUUCCUGUCAACACGAAACUCUGAUUUUGAUUGAUCAUAAAGACAGAACGUGAAGCUGAAUUUAUUGUUUGUCAUGAUUGCACAACGUGAUUUACUAAAUUGUUUUUAUUUUUUGCUUGCGAGUCUUGAACACAAAAUUCGAUUGGCUAAAUGUUUGUGAACACGUGACAUGAUUGGUCCAAAUCUUGCUCAUAAACACAAUGUGAUUAGCUAAAUUCUUUUUGUGUUCAUGGCAAAGUGAGCGGCUAUGUUCUUCAUCACGAACACCAAAUAUGAUUGACUAAAUUGUUCGUGAUUCGAAGUUAUUUGUCGUACUUGCAGAACGUGAUUGGAUAAAUUCUUUAUCGUGAUUGCAGGGUAUCAUUUGUGAAAUUUUUUGUACUUAAAAAAAAAAAAAAAAUGAAGGAAGAAAAAAAACUUCUUUUUCCUGAUUGCAGAAUGUGAUUGGAUGAAUUCUUUUUUGUGCUCAUGGCAAUGUGAUUAGCGACUGAACGUGAUUGACCAAGUUUUUUGGUCUCGAAUGCGCAGUGUGAAAAUGAAACCUGAUUGGCUAAAAUCUUUGUCGUGAACGUGAUUGGCUACGUUGCUUUUCUCAACAUGGAAUGCGAUUGGCUGUUUUCUUUGUCGUGACAAACAAUAAAAGCAGAAAAGAAAUUCUUUGUUAGUUGUGAACGCGAAAUGCGAUUGGCCGAGACGUUUCUCAUGAUCGUGGACUGUGAUUGGCUAAAAUCCUUAUCCAGUCAGGUUACUAAAGCUGUUUGUGCUCAGCUAAUGUUUUUUUUUUGUUGUUGUUCAGUUUAAGAUUAAUUAUGGACCAUUAAACAGGAGUGGAGGAAACUUCAGCUCUUUUACGUUCUAGCUUUAAUAAAUGACUGGUCAUGCAUUUACUCCACAUUUUAUAAUAAGAAGAAAUGUAACUUUCAGCUUGUUCAUGAGACUGAUCCGGUCUCUCAGGUGUAGGCAAAGGAAUCAUUUCUCUCACUCCUGUCCUGCUUUUACCCACAAUCCACUGCCAAGCACCAAAUAAAUCCUCCAGCUACUGACAUGUCCAAUGAAAUAUUUGAGUUUUGAUUCACAGUAAAGUCCAUUAAUAAUGAUUAAUUAAACCGAAUAUGUUUAUAGCAGGAGAACGUUUCAGUGGGCCUUAAAUAAAAACGAGAUCCAGCGACGUAACCGUCUGUGAAGUAACAACAACAACAACAACGUUCCAGCAUUAUUUAUUAAUUUAAAGGACAAAUGUUACACUAUAUACAUUUUUUUUUUUUGCCAUAUAGACGAACUCAAAGGUCCAUUCAUGUGGAAAUUCUCUAUUAAGCAUAGUAUGCAGAAUGUAAUUACUUAGUAAUAUCCAUAAUACAUGCUGUGCUCCAAAGCCAUAUAACCUUCAUGACAUCAUCGUGACAUCAUCAUGACAUCAUCGUCAUCAUCGUCAUCAUCAUCACCUUUGUAACCCUGAAGGACCUUUUUCGUAUAGUUAUUGAAGCUAUAUAAUGUGUUUUUAUAGAGAAACUAAAAACCUAACAGUAGUACAGACUGGAUAUAUAUAUAUAUUUGGAUAGAAAUGGAUUAUUCUAUUCUUAAUUAUGGAUAGUGUGUGUGGAGUUUAGUGAUAGAUCGAGACUGUUCUCGCGCUCGUCGAUUGAUUUUCCAGCUCGCUGUUAAAAAAAACAACAACUCACAAUGAGGGUUUAAUUGUUUGGGAUUAUUAUUAUUUCUAAAGGACACAUGAAAAGGCAUGGCUUGGCUCAUUAAUGCUCAGAAAGACCACUAGAGGGCGAUAAAGCUCAGUCCUUCCUGACACUGAUGUCCACCUUUUAAGCCCCAAAGCGCUCGAAUCACGAUCUAGUGGCAAUUUGGGAUUGUUCCAUUUACUAACCAGAUGCCAUUUUAGUUUACGCUGUCUGAAUGGACCCUAUGUGGUGCACUGGGUCUUGAUUUGGGACGUGAAAUGAGAUCUGCACUGAUUUACCUCUUGAUACUACAGUUACGCUGGUGUUUUAUUUAGCUAUUUAACUAAAAUCCACCCUGUUCACUACCUACUGCCCUGAUUAGUUCUAAACUAUACAAACUACACCUUGAGGAACCCUCGAAGAACGUUCGGAUAGAAUCCUGUACAUCACUUCCAAGAAGAGGUUUCCUGAAGCUUUUUAAACAGGAAACCUUCUGUUUUAGAUUCUGAAUAGACCCUUGACGGGUUCCACCAUAAGGACAAAACUGUAGUCGUCGCACAGUCUUAAGAAAAUAAGUCAAAUCUAGAACCUUGAAGGGUUUUUGGUUGUCCAUGUGGGGAAACUUUUGAAGGUUUUCCAUCGAAUCAGAAAACUUUUCAAUCUAGAACCCUUUUAGGAAGCGACGAACCACUGAAGAGCCCCUGAAGAACAUUUCUAAGUGUAGGAACUCUUUUAGGACAAGCCUAAUAAGUCUAUAGGGUGUUAGGUGGAACCAUUUUCUCUAAAACUGUAGGACUUGUAUGGUCUUAGAAAAGGAAGUUAAAUAUAGAACAUACAAAGAUUUUUGGUUGUUCAUGUGGGGGAAGUUAGAACAGGUUUAGGAAGCAAAGAACCACUGAAGAACCGUUGAAGAACAUUUCUAAAAGUAUAAGAAUUUGCACGCAUACAGGGCAAAUAAACCUAUAGGAUGCUAGGUGGAAACAUUGUCUUUUCUAAAUCUGUAGUACUUGUACAGGCUUAGAAAUGAGGUAAAAUCUAGAACCUGUAAGGGUUCUUUGGUUGUUGCUUUAGGGGGAACCAUUGAAGGUUUUUCACCAAACUUUCCAACAGUGUUUCUCUGUGAGAAAGGGUUUCAAACUAGAACCAAUUUAGGAAGCAAAGAACCCCUUGAAGAACACUUCAGAGAGUGUUUUACAAAGAUGCUUUAAGAGUUCCCCUAGAGGGCCAAACCAGAUAUACUGGGUGCUAGGUGGACCUUCUUUUUCCUAAGACUGGAGCAUGGAAGCAGUGUAACCUGGUGAGGUGGAAUACCCACAAUGCACCAUGCCAUGUAUGUGGCCUAUGUAGUGAAUAUUGUCUGGUUUGGGACGCAGAGUUCUGCAGUGGUUCAGGGCUCUGUCUUUAAAUAGGCACUAUUUUGAAACCUUCUUGUACACUUUUAGAAAAAAAAAGGUCAAAUCUUGAACCCUUAAGGGUCCUUUGAUUGUCCCUUUAGGGGAAUCUUUGAAGGGUUUUACAGACUCUAUCAGGAUGAUAAGAAUCCAUAACUAUACAAAGAGGAACCCUUGAAGAACCGUUGAAGAACCCUUCUAAGAAUGUCAGGGAUGUUUUUUUUUUUGACAUAGAAGCUUUAAGGUUUCCCCGAACAGGACAAACCAAAUAAAUAUAGGAUGCUGGGUGGAACUUUAUUUUUCUAAGGCUGCAGCAUCAAAGCAAUGUAUGCUAACGGGACAGAAUACCCACAAUGCAUCAUUCCAUGUAGGUGGCCUAUGUAGGGAACAGUGUGUGAUUUGGGACAAUAACCGAGAACUGGUUUAUGUUUGUGAGAACGGUUACUUCUCUCUGUUGGAUUAUUAUUAUUAUUAUUAUUAUUAUUAUUAUUAUUAUUAUUAUUAUUGUGCUCUGUGUUUGUUGUGUUUUAUUUUUUUAAUGCAGUGAUACAUGUGCUCUUGCCCACUCCUGUGCAUUUGUAUUACAGCCAAUAAAACAGAAAGCUAAAUGUG